Molecule: messenger RNA, 905 nt
Organism: Phlebotomus papatasi
Lineage: Eukaryota; Metazoa; Arthropoda; Insecta; Diptera; Psychodidae
Product: phosducin-like protein
Exons: 1
Coding region: 84-881 (265 amino acids)
Biological process (GO): regulation of G protein-coupled receptor signaling pathway
Source: RefSeq, a predicted model, not a curated record
GUUGAUGCAUUGUCAGCCGGGUGGACAUCUCCCAUUUUCGGAAAAUAGAAAAAAUUGUAAACAAAUAAACGAAAUAAACAAAAAUGACUUCCUUGGAAGACAAAAUUCUGGGUGAAAAGUCCCAAAAUUACUGCAGCAGUGACGAGGAGGAGGAAGCAAAUCCCAUCCAGGUUGUCCGUGAUGAGGAAGGAAGUGGGAAGGAUUUCUGUCCUCCAAGUGGCACGGGAAAUACUGGCCCCAAGGGAGUCAUCACAGACUGGAGGGAGUACAGGAAGAUGCUGGCUGAAGCCCGGACAGCCGAGGAGCAGGAACGUGUGAAACAACUGACGCAGGCAUCAAAGGUGGGCAAGACAAAGGCAGAAGAUGAGAAGGCACGGGCAGAUGCUGAAUUGGAGGCAGAAUUGGCUGAGCUGAUGAAUGAUGAGAGUAUCUUGGAGUUCCAACGACAGAGAAUCCUCGAGAUCACGGCCAAAGUGGGGACUAGGAAUGUCUUUGGGCACGUGAUUGAGCUGAAGAGCGGAGAUGACUUCCUGGAAGCUGUGGAGAAUGAGCAAUAUUCCACGGUCAUUGUUCACAUUUUCGAGAACACCGUUCCAGCCUGUCGGAGGCUCAACGAAUGCCUCGAGGAGCUGGCCAAGGAGAUGCCUACGAUCAAAUUCUGCCGGAUUCUCAGUUCAGACGCCAAAGUGAGCCUCAAAUUUCGCAGCACUGCCCUUCCCACGAUCUUGGCGUACAAAAAGAAUCAGAUUAUUGGGAAUUUUGUGCAACUUGGGAACGAGCUGGGAGAUGACUUCUGCUCCUCAGACAUUGAGAACUUCCUCAUUGAGCAGGGAGUCAUAGUGGAGAAGGAGAUUCAGUAUAAUUCUUUAUCUGUUAAAUAAAACAAAGAAAAGAUUCUCAAGGAA